Messenger RNA from Megalobrama amblycephala (Wuchang bream), 3519 nucleotides. RefSeq names its product Rho guanine nucleotide exchange factor (GEF) 3 (gene arhgef3). Bases 720 to 2222 code for a protein of 500 amino acids. Gene Ontology annotation, molecular function: guanyl-nucleotide exchange factor activity. Lineage: Eukaryota; Metazoa; Chordata; Actinopteri; Cypriniformes; Xenocyprididae. The transcript has 10 exons. Gene Ontology annotation, biological process: intracellular signal transduction; positive regulation of Rho protein signal transduction. The record is from RefSeq and is a predicted model, not a curated record.
AGCCGGCGUUUUCAAAUUUUUCCACUCUGGGACCCGGUUUCACCUUUCGAAAACGCCGGAUCCGUGUGGACGAAACGCCUAUCCGAUAAAAAAUUUGUGCGGUUUCACUGAAACGCGUCUCCGUGUGGACGGGGCCUAAAGUAUGAGAAUCCCCCAGGCCACUGACCUCAUGUUCAGCAUUCAAAAAUAUAGCAGCCAAUGAAAAAAUGAUAAUAUUUGUGUGCAGCAUUAUGACUGGUCUUUAUCAAAGUUAAAGAUCUGCGUUUAUUAAUUAUCUAGUUUAUAUUAUAUUAGAAAAGUCUCACUCAGCUCAACUCACUCAAAUACCUGCUGGCUGCCUAUAUGUUUAGAUUUAUUUCAUUGUUAGGCUACCUAAUAUUACAUAGUUAUCUAAUACCUAAUAUUGUUUGCAGUUAACGUUAAUGGAGAAAAAGAUGAAUUCCCAGUCGUUUAUUAAGCUCAUUGGGCAGUAGUUUAUCAGCUCCCUGCAUGAGUCGGAUGCGGUUUGAGUGAAAUCGUUCUCUCCGUGCGCGUUCAUGCUGCGCGCCUAGCUGGAGUGGAACAUUACCUGCGCGCACCCGCGUGCUCUCAACUCUCAACUCAAGCGUUCGCAGCUAACAGACGUGCGUUCGAGAAUGCCGCUGUAGUCCGCAAAGCUGGCAGGCGUCGCGUGCGACAUUCCCCUCGUUAUUCCCUCCGCCACAGACCACAGCGUCAGCAUGGUGGCGAAGGAUUACCCGAUAUACUUGCUGAUCAAACGAGCCAACUGCAGCCUGGACGAGCCGAGCAGCCGCGGCUGUAACUCUGGGAGAGAGCUGGAGGAGCCCAGCACCAAGCGGGUGAAGCCUCUGUCUCGAGUGACGUCGCUGGCGAGUCUCAUCCCUCCAGUUAAAGCUGCUCCACUCAAACGCAUCGGACAGACGCUGCAGCGUUCCAUUAGUUUCCGUAGUGACUGCAGACCAGAGAUCAUGGCACCUCGGCCGUGGGGCCGGCAGAUCCCGCCAGCCAUCACCAAACGCCGCGACAGCAAGCUGUGGAGCGAGACAUUUGAUUUAGGCCUGGGUCAUAUGCUGUCCUCCAAAGAGAUCAAGAGACAAGAGGCCAUCUUUGAGCUGUCUCAGGGAGAACAGGACCUGAUUGAGGACUUGAAGCUGGCUAAGAAGGCGUAUCAUGACCCCAUGCUGAAGCUGUCGAUUAUGAUGGAACAUGAACUCAAUCAAAUCUUCGGCACACUGGACUCCCUUAUUCCACUGCAUGAAGAUUUGCUGAGUCGACUGCGAGAGGCCAGGAAGCCGGAUGGCUUGACCGAUAAUGUGGGCCAUAUUCUAGUAGACUGGCUCCCUUGUCUUGAAACCUACAACAGCUACUGCAGUAACCAGGUAGCAGCCAAAGCAUUGCUGGACCAUAAGAAACAGGACCAUCGGGUGCAUGACUUCCUUCAGCGCUGCCUGGAAUCACCCUUCAGCCGCAAACUGGACCUCUGGAACUUUCUGGACAUUCCACGCAGUCGUCUGGUCAAAUACCCGCUGCUGCUCCGAGAGAUCCUCAAACACACAGCCAAUGACCACCCCGACCGGCAACACCUGGAUGAAGCUAUUAACAUGAUCCAGAGCAUUGUGGCUGAUAUUAACACACAGACGGGCGAGUCGGAGUGCCGUUACUACAAGGAACGCUUGCUGUAUCUGGAAAGCGGCCAGAAAGAUCUAUUGAUCGACAGCUCACGGAUCCUCAGCUGCCACGGAGAACUCAAGAACAACAGAGGAGCUAAGCUGCAUGUGUUCCUGUUUCAGGACGUGCUGGUGAUCACACGGGCCAUUACCCAGAAUGAGCAGCUGUGGUAUCAGCUUUACCGGCAGCCGAUCCCUGUGAAAAACCUGGAGUGGGAAGACCUGCAGGACGGAGAGAUGCGUCUGGGUGGCUCUAUUAGAGGAGCCUUCAGCAACCAUGAACGGACCAAGAACUUUUUCCGAGUGGUGUUUCGUAGUGGAGGACAACUGCAGUCACACUCCUUCCAGGCCAGUGAUGCCUUCAACAAACAGCAGUGGCUCAACUGCAUUCGACAGGCCAAAGAAGCUGUGGUAUCUGCAGAAUCUGAACCUGCCCGCGAGUCACAAGUGGACAGAGUGAGACAGUGCGCACCACCUAGAGACUGUUUAGACUGCAGCAUGAUGGACACCACUGAGGAUAGCCUGGAUCUGAGCACUGAAUGCCCACAGAUGUAAACACCACCCCUGUGAAAGUGUGAAUGCCACGCUGAGCAUAAACAUUCGCAAUUUUGCUUAACCAGCAGUCCUCUUCAGUAUUGUUACAGAAAUGCCGCUAUUCACAGGAAGCACUUCUCUGGAAUUGGGACUACCUUUGUUUCAAUGUUCCUCAACUUAUAUGUUAUACUUGUGCCUUUCUUUUAUUGUGCUGUCAUUUUGUUACGGAAACUGACAGUUUGUCCACUGAAAAUCAAUGAGGAUGAGCUGUCGCCAUUGCACAUCCUGUAACACUGGGCGUUCACAUCGCACUGCAACUUAAAUGCACCGCUGUCUAUUCAAGAAAAUAGUCAAAUUGGUUUGUAGGUGAUAUGUUGUCAGGUGUUCAUUCAUUAAUCACCAAAAAAAAAAAGACCAAUCGAAUGUUUUCACACCAAAGGGCGAUCAUAUUAUUUGUGUGCGGUGCUCUGAAAAAGGAAUGUAUAAUUACACAUAUUCAUCUCAUAUGUCGCAGCAUUUUUACAUCAGUGUUGGAGCCAGUUGGGAACGGCUGUUUUCUUGCUUAUCCAUAUGAGAGCAAGGAUGAAUAUUAAAACUGGAGUCAUAUUGAAGAAUUGACAAAACAAAAUUUAUUCUGUAAAGCAUUUUGAUUUGAAAGAAGCUCAAUUUUAUGGCAUUGGAGACAGCUUGAUUUAGAGUUAUUUCCUGAACCUGUAAUUGACAUUGUGGCAGAAAUAUCGAUUUUAUACACAUUCUUCUGUAGCAAGUUUUCUGUUGGACUUGGGACAGUGUAGCACAUUACUCAAACUAAACAUCUAUUGUGCCAUGUAGGUCAGCUAAAUCUUUAUCAUAGAGUUUUUGUGUGCUGCUCUGAAAUAGACAAUCUGUGCUAUAAAGAAAUCAACCUUUGCCAAAACGUGUUUGGUGGUUUUAAUUGUGUUCAGGUUUACUCACUAGACCUUGUGUUGUGUUGUCCUAUGUGCAACAUUCUGUUUAUAAAAACUAUCCAAAAAAGUCUUUUAUUCUGUUUCUUUAGUAUUGUAUUGUAUUGAAAUGUAUGAUGUAAGAUGUUUAUUUAUAGUUUGUUUUUCACCUAAUUUACUGCUUUGGUUGCUGUUGGAUUAAAAGGAAUCCAUUGGAUGGGAUUUAAGAGAGAAUUUAUGAAUCAGAAAUGAUUAGAAAAGAAAGAGCACAGCCACAUGGAAGAGUUUGAAGGUCAGCUGGGGUGUAAAUGCUUGUUUAAUCAAUGGGAGAGAUUGACUGAUGGGCAGUGUGUAACAAAAUGAAGAAAAUCAAAUAAACAUUUUAGAAAACCUUA